Molecule: messenger RNA, 1962 nt
Organism: Prunus mume (Japanese apricot)
Lineage: Eukaryota; Viridiplantae; Streptophyta; Magnoliopsida; Rosales; Rosaceae
Gene: APS1
Product: ATP sulfurylase 1
Biological process (GO): sulfate assimilation
Molecular function (GO): sulfate adenylyltransferase (ATP) activity; adenylylsulfate kinase activity
Source: RefSeq, a predicted model, not a curated record
AAAUCUGUCAUGCUUUCCAACUCAAAUUGCACCAUUUCUGAAUUUGAUAAGAUUUCCUUUUGUCCCUACCUGUCAAAUUACACUUUCAUUCAUUCAUAUUUUUAAUUCACAAAAAAAUAUACCAAACUUUAAUCACACGCACAAACACUCCAUUAUUACAAACUUAUUAAACCUCUAAAUUAAAUCUCCUACUUUGAGGUUUGAAGCACAGCCAGAGCAAAAAAAAAAAAAAAAAACCCAGGCCUUGGUUCACCUCUUCAAUGGCGUCCAUGGCCACCUACUUCAUCAAAACACCAUCCCCUUCUCCCUCUUUCCCCAAAACGUUCAAUACCCAUUUCUCCCCGGCCCUUAGGCUAUCAAUCCCUCUCGGUUCCAAGCCCAGGACCCGCCGAAGGCUCCGAAUUUCCAACGCGUUGAUUGAGCCCGAUGGCGGGAAGCUGGUCGAGCUCUUCGUCGAGGAGUCGAAGAAGGGCGAGAAGAAGAGGGAGGCGGCAUCCUUGCCCAGAGUCAAACUUUCAAGGAUCGACCUUCAAUGGGUUCAUGUGAUCAGCGAAGGCUGGUCCAGCCCUCUCCGUGGGUUCAUGAGAGAAUCGGAGUUCCUCCAAACGCUUCAUUUCAAUUCACUCCGACUCGAAGACGGGUCGGUAGUGAACAUGUCGGUGCCGAUCGUUUUGGCCAUCGACGAUGCGCAGAAACGCCUGAUCGGCGAGUCGACCAGGGUCGCGCUCGUCGACUCGGACAAUAAUCUGAUCGCAAUUUUGAAAGAUAUUGAGAUCUAUAAGCACCAUAAAGAAGAACGAAUUGCCAGGACAUGGGGAACAACUGCCCCUGGUUUGCCUUAUGUUGAUCAAGCCAUAACCAAUGCUGGAAACUGGCUGAUUGGAGGUGACCUAGAGGUUAUAGAACCUAUCAAGUACCAUGAUGGCCUUGAUCGCUUCCGAUUAGAAUUCACAAGGCGCAAUGCUGAUGCUGUAUUUGCAUUUCAGCUGCGAAAUCCUGUUCACAACGGCCAUGCUUUGCUGAUGACUGACACCCGUCGUCGGCUUCUUGAGAUGGGAUACAAGAACCCCAUUCUCUUGCUUCAUCCAUUGGGCGGAUAUACAAAGGCAGAUGAUGUCCCACUUAGUUGGCGAAUGAAACAACAUGAGAAGGUUCUUGAGGAUGGUGUUCUUGAUCCUGAGACGACUGUGGUUUCCAUAUUUCCCUCUCCCAUGCACUAUGCUGGCCCAACUGAGGUGCAGUGGCAUGCAAAGGCUAGGAUUAAUGCAGGGGCUAACUUUUACAUUGUUGGUCGGGACCCUGCAGGGAUGGGUCAUCCAAUUGAGAAUAGGGAUCUGUAUGACGCCGACCAUGGGAAGAAAGUAUUGAGCAUGGCACCUGGACUGGAGCGUCUUAACAUCCUUCCCUUCAAGGUUGCUGCAUAUGAUAAAUCUCAAGGUAAAAUGGCAUUUUUUGAUCCCUCAAGGCAACAGGACUUCCUCUUCAUAUCGGGCACCAAGAUGCGAACACUUGCAAGGAACAAAGAGAACCCUCCUGAAGGAUUCAUGUGCCCUAAUGGCUGGAAGGUGCUCGUUGACUACUAUGACAGUUUGGUUCCUGCGGACAACGGUAAAGUCCCAGAAGCAGUUCCAGUUUAGAUGGAGCUGAUGUAUCAUAUGUAAUUCCCCUGUUUGAGAGAAACCUUGAUAGCUAAUUAGUCUCCUCUGUGUGAUCAAGAUUACUUGAUAGCUAAUUAGCGUCCUCUGUGUGAUCAAAGAUUUCAUAAGAUUCUCUGUCCAGAAUUCUAAUAAAACCAUGUGAGACACUGGUGCAGAGAAACGACCUUGCCUCGACUGUAAUUAGCGCCACUAAUUGCAUCUUGCUUCACUGCAUUUGUGCAUGCAGGCGCUUUGUAUCAUAGCGUGAUUGUCUUCUAUAGAUAAUAGAAGGUAGAUAUUUUGCAAUGUCUUUAGUUCUCAAAAA